AUGAAACGAUUUCGGAUUCGAUAUUUGACGGCAGUAUUUUUAGGUGAAGGACUUACAGGUGUCAUUCCUACACUAUUGUUAUUAGCACAAGGCAGUGCAGGUGAAGCAAUUUGUGUACAAAGUAGUAAUGGUACUAGAUUAGAACCUACUUUUACUCAACCACGUUUUAGUGUUACUGUUUAUAUGCUUCUUAUUACAAGUAUUAUCAUUGCAUCACUUAUUGCAUUUCUUCUACUACGUUGGACAAGUAUAGUCACAUUAGCUGAUGCUGUAGAGCCGACGAAAUUCAAUGAAAAUACACCUGAAACAACUUUAGAAACUGCUGAAAAUUCUCCUAUGGUUCCUGUAAUCGAUUCAUUUAUAUCAACAAAACCUGUCAAACACAUAGCUACUAGCUCAUUUAUUUUUCUUCUAUGUAUUAACACAUACAACUCAUUCAUAUUGUAUGGUAUUCUACCGGCCUUAACUACGUAUAGUCUAUUACCUUAUGGACAAAAAGUACUUUACUAUUUUUGUGUAUUCUCUACUUUGUCAUAUUCCAUGUCAAUAUUAAUUAGUCUGAAAUGGGCUACUGUAUCGGUUCGUAUGACUAUCAUAGGAACAAUAAUUGGAUCUAUUUUCGCUGUUUUUAUUAUAAUUAUUGCUAUACAAAGUCCAUGUCCAUGGUGGGCUGAUACAUUACAUGGAGCUGCGGUUAUAGUAGUUAUUUGGCUUUUAAUGGUAUUUAUCAUUGCUUAUCUACGAAUUACAACAGGUAAUUUUAUUAAAGCUGACUGGUCAGAAGAAAAAGGUAUGUUCUAUUUUGGUAUAACGGUUCAGUUAGGAUCAUUCUUGGGUGCAAUUCCUAUGUAUUUAUUGGUCAAUGUUUUUGAUAUAUUCACAGAUCGAAAACCUUGUGAAGUUUAUUGUGUAACAUGA
Rotaria sp. Silwood2 is the source of this 918-nucleotide messenger RNA. The record is from the annotation of a GenBank genome assembly. NCBI's taxonomy places the organism in Eukaryota, Metazoa, Rotifera, Eurotatoria, Philodinida, Philodinidae.